This is a messenger RNA of Caenorhabditis bovis, 1842 nucleotides long. The record is from the annotation of a GenBank genome assembly. Lineage: Eukaryota; Metazoa; Nematoda; Chromadorea; Rhabditida; Rhabditidae.
AUGCGUCGCCUGGUGGCGCUAGUUUUGCUAAACACUGCCGUUGUUCACACGCAAUUCAAUUGCUCAUUGGCUCCCGAUCAUGAUCUCCAAUCGACAUGCAAAAUGCUCUACGACAUGGAUAGCAAUGCGCGCAAAAUGAUCCGCAAACGUCAGGCGUUCCAGCAAAACGUCGGUAGGGUUGCUCGUUUGGGCGAUGUUUCCAUUUUUCUGAUUCAUUUGAUUUUCGGUGCUCCCGGCGUCAAUGGUUUCGCGCCGGCAAAUCCGCCGCGUUUCGCGCCGUCGGCACAAGGAUGCAUGAAUAUCGCAUGCAUUUGCCCGUACAUGGGGGGUCGAAUGGGUGGCAACGGGUGCAUUCUGCCGAAUGGGCAGCCGUAUCUGAUGGCCUAUCGCAAGGAGUACAGAAUGAUGACGGAUAAUGAGAGGCAGCGAUGGCACAAUGCAGUCAUCGGACUUAAAAGAAGCGGCGAAUACGAUCGCCUCUCCGUCAUGCAUCGUCAAGUCGGCACCAAUUCCGGCGCCCAUUCGGGCCCUGGCUUUUUGGCGUGGCACCGCGAGUACGUCAAGCGUCUCGAAAUCGCGCUUCGAAUGAUCGAUCCGGGCAUCGCAAUGCCUUAUUGGGACAGCGUUCUCGAGUCCUACCUGCCCGAUCCAAGGGACUCGAUAAUGUUCUCGCCAAUGUUCAUGGGAAUGACCGAUGCUUCUGGCCAGCUGGUGAGCGGCCCGUUCGCCGGAUUCCGAACACUCGAAGGCCGCCCGAACAUCAUUCGGCGAAUGGCCACCGAGGGAAAAAUGUUCACCGAGCAGAACAUCAACAAUCUAAUGGGCCAGAAUGAUAUUAUCAGCAUUAUGGCGUUCACUGCACCACAAGCGGGUUGCCCGUUCAAGCCCUACUUUGGAGCUCUCGAGUACACUCACGCCUCGAUUCAUUUAUGGAUUGGAGGCGACAUGAAGCCGCCGAGCACGUCAGCAAACGAUCCGAUAUUCUUUCUGCAUCACACGUUUGUCGAUUUCAUUUGGGAGAUGUGGCGUCAGAAUCAUCAGAAUCGAUUCACCAGGGAGAAUCAAUACCCACCAGAUAUUGCGCAAUGCGCCAAUCCUCAACACUUCAGCUAUGCUCAAAUGAGACCUUGGGACAAAAUCAACCGCGAUGGACUAUCCAAUGCUUACACGGAUAAUUUGUAUAGGUACGCUCCGCGGCCCACUUGUAGCCGAAAUAACCCGAAUUGCGGCUCGCCUUAUCUAUUCUGCGAUCCACGUGGAAAUGCGCACUGUGUUGCCAAGAUUAAAGCCGGUGGACUUUGUCGUGGAUUCGAGGGACUCGAUGCUUGCUACAUGGGAACAUGCGUGGGCGGUUGGUGCCGCGCCGGCCAAUUCCAGCAGCCUCAAACAACAGCAUUGGCGAAUGUCGCUCAGCAGCCGGCCGCUGCCGCUCCGGCGACAGCUGCUCCGGCUCAGACGCGACCAGCGGCAACAUCAGCGACGUGCUACAAUGAAGAUCCGUGCUGCGCGCAAUGGGCCCGUCAGAACGAGUGUCGAACGAACACUGCGUACAUGAAUCGCUAUUGUCGCAAAUCUUGCGGACAAUGCGUGAGCGCCGACACGCAACGCGGCUGCCAUGAUCGCCACGUGUCAUGCGCCUAUUGGAAAAAUCAGCAGUUUUGCACGAGACGACGUCAAUGGAUGGCGGAAAAUUGUCAAGCGUCAUGCGGCUGGUGCGCGAUGAGCGAGCAGCAACUGUGCCAGUCAGUCGCGCGCGUUUCUCGCCGAGCUCGUCGUGGCGUCAGAUUCUGGGAAGCGAACAGCUUUGACGUCGAGGACUUCAUGCUCGACUACGGACGAUGA